CCCAAAUAAACACACACAUUUAGAGACAGGCGACUUGCAGUUUUUGUCUUGUAAACAUAAAUGAAAAGUACCGAAACAUAUUAUUAACUACUUUAUUUGGGAAACUCGUUUCUUGAUUAUAAAAAUAGUAAAUAGUCAAUUACUGAAAAAAUCAUGGAUGCUGAAGUUGCAGAACAGCUUAGAGAUCUAAUUACUAGAUUACAAACUGAUGAAGACAUACCAAGUGCUAUGAAUCAGCUUAAAACGUUAUUAGUUUCCGCACCAACUGAAAUUUCUGAAACUAUCCUAGAGGUAGGAUUAUCCAAAAUACUCCAAUGCUUCAACAUUUUUGAUAGACACCUAGUUGAUUUAAUAUGUGAAGUGCUCACACUGUGUUUUGAAAAAUUUUCACCUGGAGAAGUGAUUAAGAGUUUUACAGGUAACUUCAUGUAUUUGCUACGACAUGAAAAUGCACAUGUUCGUAGACUUGCUGUAGAUGAGAUUGCUAAAGCAGUGAUAUCAAGCUCCAAUGCCCUCCCAAUACCACAGUAUAUUGAUGUGUAUGUAGCUGUUGGUCAGCUUGUUGGUGAUAAUGAUAUAGGCGUUGCUAACAAAGCUAUAUUGAUUACAUCAAAUUUGCCAGAAGAGGCUUAUACAAAAGUUUUGGAAGAAAUGAAAAUUCUUUUACAAUAUUCUUCUAGUAGCAAAUGUAAUGUUUUUGAGGUGAUAAUUAACAUUUCCAUUAAAUCUUAUGAUUUGUUCAAAAUUUGUCUUGAGCUGGGUUACAUAGAUAUCAUGGUGCAAGAAAUCCAAUCUCUUGAUGUACUGUACCAAUUAAAUAUUUUGGAACUCAUGUCAACCUUGGCAAUCAAACCAUACGGUAUUAAUUACCUACUCAAUAGUGGAGCAAUGGAUAAAUUGGUAACAGUUGUUAUUGACUUGAAAACUUCACCUGUUGGUGGAAUAUUGAUACCAGGUUACAUGAAAUUAUUUGGAUGUAUUGCUCAUUAUUUUCCUAAGGAGAUUAUUGAAAAAUAUCCGACAUUGUUAAAUUGUCUUUUUGGAUUAUUUGAAUCUGAAAAACAAGCAGUACUACCAGUCGCUUUGGACACGUUUGGUUUUGUGGGCUCUACUACUGAAGGAAAAUUAUCUCUAGUGGCCUCAGGGGGUAAAUUUACAGAAACUAUGAUGAAGGUAAAUCUCUUAAUAAAAAACAGUUCAAGUGAUAUUAAGAUUCGUGCUUUAAAUUGCCUUACUAACUUAAUAAGUAUCGAAAAGGACACCAACACGGCCAAUUCUAAGCCUGUUGAUCAUAGAGUAACUCUAAUGACGAGGGAGUGGUUCAGAGGCUUAAGUGAACAGCCAUCUUCAAUGGAUUUAUUGUUUGACAUAUGCAAAAACCCAUUUCCUGACAUUAGACUAGCAGCCUUUGGCUUACUUGAUGCUGUAAGUCAGCACCAGUGGGGACACGAACUAAUCGCAAGAACUGCAGGCUUCAUUGAAUACUUACUAGACCGUUCUGUAGAUUUUACAAAAGAAUGUAAAGAGGCAAAAUACGACAUCAUUAAAAGAUUAUCAAACUCUGAAGUGUUUGAUUCAAAUAUAACUUCCAGGCUACAGGCUUAUGUAGAGGAAGGACCAUUCUAUUGUAACAGAAUGUUGGAAGUGGCUAUGGAAGAUGCUGAUUAGGAGAAAACGAAACAUUGUUUAAAAUGUCAAUAUUUAAUCCAGUAAUUGAAUAUUUUUAAAUUAUUCACUUUAUAUAAAUCUCAUUAACAGUGAUUUAACAUUGUUUCAAUACAGAAUGUUCAAUUUAAUAUAAAAAAGGAAAAUGAAAAAAAAAAACACUCCUGAAAUAAACUGAUCUGGAUUCAAAAUGAA
Bombyx mandarina (wild silkworm) is the source of this 1860-nucleotide messenger RNA. RefSeq names its product 26S proteasome non-ATPase regulatory subunit 5. Gene Ontology annotation, cellular component: cytosol. Gene Ontology annotation, biological process: proteasome assembly. NCBI's taxonomy places the organism in Eukaryota, Metazoa, Arthropoda, Insecta, Lepidoptera, Bombycidae. The record is from RefSeq and is a predicted model, not a curated record.